Molecule: messenger RNA, 270 nt
Organism: Emys orbicularis (European pond turtle)
Lineage: Eukaryota; Metazoa; Chordata; Testudines; Emydidae
Gene: IAPP
Product: islet amyloid polypeptide
Exons: 2
Coding region: 1-270 (89 amino acids)
Cellular component (GO): extracellular region
Molecular function (GO): hormone activity
Source: RefSeq, a predicted model, not a curated record
AUGUGCAACCUAAAGCUGCCAGUUGUCUUCAUUGUGCUCUCUGUUGCUUUAAGCUACUUGGAGGCUACACCUAUGGAAAGUCACCGCUUGGAGAAACGGAAAUGCAACACUGCUACAUGUGUGACGCAACGUUUGGCUGACUUUUUAGUUCGAUCCAGCAACAACAUCGGAGCAAUUUAUUCACCUACCGAUGUGGGAUCCAAUACAUAUGGCAAGAGGGACCGAGUUGGGCUUUUAAACAGAGAACCCCUAAAUUAUCUACAGCUUUAG